GCAGCGUACAGUGAAGCGGAGGCAGAGCGGCUCCGCGAGCUCCUCUCCACUUUCCCAUAGAGCCAGCCCGACUGGCCGGCGAGGGCGAGCCACACACACGCCCUCGCGCCCGGCGAGCCCGCGAGGUCCCUAUCAUAUGACAAAGGCUUUGCCGCAGUCCAUCCUCAACCCUGUGUACUUUCCUUUGCCUUCCUGGAAUCCUGCUGCAUCACAGAAGCUGGAAGUUCUGAUGGUCCAUUGAACUCACAAUGGAAAGUCUUGACUUGACUGGCAUCCUCAGGAAGACCCCAAGCCUCUAGCAGUACCUGAUAUCAUCUCCAGCAUGUUUAUAGAUGUGAAGGAUUCACUGGGAUAUUGAGAAAUACCAGAGGCGAAUUGUUCCACUGUAGUCACAGUAAUGAAAGGCAGUAAUAGAAAUAAAGAUCAUUCAGCAGAAGGAGAAGGAGCUGGAAAACGACCAAAAAGAAAGUGUCUUCAGUGGCAUCCCUUGCUAGCAAAGAAACUUCUUGACUUCUCAGAAGAGGAGGAAGAGGAAGACGAAGAAGAAGAUAUUGACAAGGUUCAACUUCUUGGGACUGAUGGCCUAGAACAAGAUGUUGGUGAAACUGAAGAUGAUGAAUCACCAGAACUGCGAGCCCGGAGACCAAUGAAUGCAUUUCUCUUAUUUUGCAAACGCCAUCGCUCUCUUGUACGUCAGGAACAUCCCAGGCUUGAUAACCGAGGUGCUACCAAGAUACUAGCUGACUGGUGGGCUGUUCUCGAUCCAAAGGAAAAGCAAAAAUAUACAGACAUGGCCAAGGAGUAUAAAGAUGCAUUUAUGAAAGCAAAUCCUGGCUACAAAUGGUGUCCUACUACUAACAAGCCUGUGAAAUCCCCAACAUCCACUGUCAAUCCACGAAAGAAGCUGUGGGCCUUCCCAUCUGACUCUUCAAGAGAUUUGCCAAGCCCUAAGAAAGCAAAGACUGAAGAUAUGCCUCAGCUCAAUUUUGGGAUGGCUGAUCCUACUCAGAUGGGAGGCCUGAGCAUGCUGCUUUUGGCUGGAGAACAUGCUCUUGGCACACCAGAGAUACCCUCUGGCACUUGUAGGCCUGAUAUUUCAGAAUCACCUGAAAUGCGUCAGAAGUCACCAUUAUUUCAGUUUGCCGAGAUAUCUUCAAGUACAUCCCACCCUGAUGCUCCUUCAAAACAGUGUCAGGCAUCAGCCUUGUUUCAGUUUGCAGAGAUUUCUUCAAACACUUCACAGUUGGGUGGUGCCGAGCCUGUAAAACGCUGUGGAAAGUCUGCGCUUUUUCAACUGGCAGAGAUGUGCCUGGCAUCAGAAGGAGUGAAAAUGGAAGAAUCAAAGCUAAUAAAGGCAAAAGACCCAGAUAGUGGAAGGAUGAAGGAAUUGGAGAAGGGAAGGGAAGAAAGAGAAAUAAAAAUGGAGAGAACAGAUGAAAUCAGGUUACAGAAGGAAGCAGAAUUUGAAAAAUUGGCUAGAGAAAAUAUAAGAGAUUCAAAGGAAGUGAGAAAUUUUGAAGAGUUACACAUGGAUGAUAUAAUGCCUAUUAAAAUGGAAAAUCUCAAAGAAAUUAAGAAAGAAGAGUUCGAGGAAGAUCAAAAAUGUAGUCACUUUCCUGAUUUUUCUUACUCUGCCAGUAGCAAGAUAAUAAUAAGUGAUGUUCCUAGUAGAAAGGAUCAUAUGUGCCAUCCUCAUGGAAUUAUGAUCAUCGAGGAUCCCACAGCAUUAAACAAACCAGAAAAGCUAAAAAAGAAGAAGAAGAAAAGUAAAGUGGAUCGACAUGGAAAUGAUAAGUCCACACCCAAGAAGACCUGCAAAAAAAGGCAGUCUUCCGAGUCUGACAUUGAGAGUGUCAUAUACACCAUUGAAGCCGUGGCGAAGGGAGACUGGGGCAUUGAAAAACUUGGAGAAACCCCUCGCAAGAAGGUUCGCACAUCCUCUAGUGGCAAGGGAAGCAUUUUGGAUGCCAAGCCACCAAAGAAAAAAGUGAAAUCGAGAGAGAAGAAAAUGUCAAAGGAGAAAUCCUCAGACACCACCAAAGAGUCAAGACCUCCAGAUUUCAUUAGUAUUUCUACCAGCAAGAACAUUUCUGGUGAGGUGCCAGAGGGUAUAAAAGCAGAACCAAUGACACCCACGGAAGAUACUUUACUACCCAGCCUACCUGGACAGGCCAAGCCUGAAGACAGUGACUGUCACAGGAAAAUAGAGACUUGUGGCUCCCGGAAAUCCGAGAGGUCUUGCAAAGGUGCUCUUUAUAAAACCCUAGUGUCAGAGGGCAUGCUCACCUCUCUGCGAGCUAAUGUGGACCGCGGCAAACGAAGCUCAGGAAAAGGAAACUCCUCUGAUCAUGAGGGGUGUUGGAAUGAAGAAAGCUGGACAUACAAUCAAAGUGGAACCAGUGGGAGCAAGAAAUUUAAGAAGACGAAAUCUAAGGAAGAUUCUCUCCUUGGCUCAGCAAAGCUGGAUGAAGAAUUUGAAAAAAAAUUCAGCAACCUCCCUCAAUAUAGUCCCGUUACAUUUGACCGUAAAUGUGUAUCUGUCUCAAGAAAAAAGAAGAAGACUGGAAACACGUCCUCAGAGCAAACUAAAACCAGCAAAGGUCCUUUCCAGUCCCAGAAAAAGAAUUUAUUCCACAAAAUUGUCAGCAAAUAUAAGCACAAAAAGGAGAAGUCUAAUGUUCCGGAAAAAGGAAGUGGGGAUAAAUGGUCAAACAAGCAACUCUUCUUGGAUGCUUUUUACCCACUAGAAGCCAUAUUUUCAGAAGACAAAAACACCACAGAGCCUGUUCAUAAGGUUAAAAAUGUCCCAUCCAUUCUCAACACUCCAGAGCCAACAACAAUUCAAGAACCCUUGGUGGGCAGCCAAAAGAGAAAAGCAAGGAAAACCAAGAUCACACACCUUGUCAGGACAGCAGAUGGCCGAGUCUCACCAGCUGGAGGUAGCUUGGAUGACAAACCAAAGGAACAACAACUGCAGAGGAGUCUCCCUAAGGUAACUGAGACAGGCUGCAGUGACGAAUGCUCACACAAUGCCGAGGCCACAGAGACUCGAAGCAGCACUCCCGAGAUGCCCGCAGUGUCCGCCUUCUUCAGCCUUGCCGCACUGGCUGAGGUGGCUGCCAUGGAAAAUGUGCACAGAGGUCAGAGGUCAACCCCGCUCACCCAUGAUGGACAGCCAAAAGAAAUGCCACAGGCUCCUGUUCUUAUUUCCUGCGCUGACCAGUGAAGCGUUCUUUAAUUGUAAAACAUGUGCUUUACCUACUACCCUAGCCUUGUCUUUACAGAGGGAUGCUAGUGAGUCCAUAUGGUGGAAAAUACAGACUGCAAACAAGUGCUUGUAGCCCAGUAUGGCCCAGAUUCACUUGAAGCAGAAGUUAGCAUCCUGGGCCAGUUUGUUCUUUUGGAACCCAGAACCUUUGUGGGUAAUGUUGUCUGAGAAUGAGCAGAGACUGAAUGAUCUCAGAGCUUUGCUUUCUAUUGAAGGCUUUCGGUGGUAAUAGGUGGUUACUUGGUAAAAGGCUGCCUUUACUGUAGCUCAUUCAGCAUCUCUUACCAACCAGAGAUUGUGAAACUAGUUUCGUAUAUUGCCUAGUUAUUCUUUCAAAACAAAAAAAAAAAACAAAAA
Sorex fumeus (smoky shrew) is the source of this 3625-nucleotide messenger RNA. It is a transcript of the gene BBX, whose product is annotated as BBX high mobility group box domain containing. The transcript has 19 exons. Gene Ontology annotation, biological process: regulation of transcription by RNA polymerase II. Gene Ontology annotation, cellular component: nucleus. The record is from RefSeq and is a predicted model, not a curated record. Gene Ontology annotation, molecular function: RNA polymerase II transcription regulatory region sequence-specific DNA binding; DNA-binding transcription factor activity, RNA polymerase II-specific. Lineage: Eukaryota; Metazoa; Chordata; Mammalia; Eulipotyphla; Soricidae. Bases 398 to 3226 code for a protein of 942 amino acids.